Paramecium tetraurelia is the source of this 822-nucleotide messenger RNA. RefSeq lists its product as uncharacterized. The record is from RefSeq and is a predicted model, not a curated record. NCBI's taxonomy places the organism in Eukaryota, Ciliophora, Oligohymenophorea, Peniculida, Parameciidae. The transcript has 2 exons.
AUGAUUGUAGUAGUUGCAAGCAAUUCAUAAUUUGUUAAUUUUGCCACCAUUGUUAGACGAGUGCUAAUCAUUAUAAACUAUUGUAAAUGUGUUUGGAUUAAGAAUAAAUCAAGUACGAGCAAAAAUAUUAUAAUAAGAUUGGUAAAGCGAGGCAUAUUAAUAUUUCUAAUUAAGAUUCUAUCUUCUGUGGCAUUUGAAUCCUAUACUGCAAUUAAAGUUGAAAAUUCCAUGGAAUUCUAUACUGUUUAUUAAGCUGCUAUAAUGGCAGUAUUGUUUGUAAAUUCGAUACUUUUUUUUUUAUUGAUUUAUUUUGGAUGGCGAGUCUAUGGAGAAAUAAGAGAAAAAUCAACAUUUAUCUAGACAUCUCCGGAUGGAUUUAGAAUGAUGGAGUAACUGUCUGCAAUCUAGUAAUAAGAGAAAUCAUUAAAGAAAGACGAAAUCAAGAACCCAACGCCUGACUAACCAGAAUUGGAAGAUAAGGGCUCUAUUAAUAUAUCAAUAAAUGAGAACAUGAGUCCAGCUAUGUUAAAAUUAAAAUCAAGUUUAAGUCCCAGUCCAGGGAAAUAUAGAUCUGGGAAAAUACUUGACUUCUUAGAAAAAAAGAUUAGUCAUGCAAAACACAGUUAAAAGGAACUAAGUAAUGGGUUCAGUCGUGAAUUCAAUAAAAAAUUCAAUACUGAUUAAUGUACAAUAGAUUUAAUAAUAAAAGUAUAAAUUAGUCUUGACUUCGGAGAUCAAGAAGAUGUUUCUUCAGCAAGAAAUCCAAUUGAUGUAGAAAUACAGAAACAUAACUUUUCCAAAGAUGUUAAAUUCAUUUCUUGA